AUGUUUAAACUCAAUACAACAAAGGUGACAGAAUUCUCAAUUUUGGGAUUUCAAGGGCUCCAGAUUUUCAGUCCACUGCUAUUUGUUCCAUUCUUUUUGAUCUAUACCUUGGCAGUGGUUGGGAACCUGCUGAUUAUUGUGUUGGUGCUGAAGUCUCAUAACUUAAAAUCUCCCAUGUAUUUCUUCUUCACUCAGUUAUCAGUGUCUGAUAUUCUGCUGACCACAAAUAUAGCCCCUUACAUGAUCCAUCUAAUAAUUAACGGAGGAGGCAAAAUAUCUGUUGCUGGCUGCAUCAUUCAGUAUUUCUUGUAUGGUUUUUCAGCUGCUGCUCAGUGUCUUCUUCUCACAGUGAUGUCCUAUGACCGGUAUUUAGCCAUCUGCUGGCCACUCCGCUACACCUCCAUCAUGGAUCAAAGGCUUCUGUCCCAACUGGUCCUCUGGCCUUGGCUUCUAGCCUUUAUGGUAAUGGUGAUUACUGUUUCACUCAUGUGUAAUUUACAGUUUUGUGGUCCCAAUGUUAUUGACCAUUACUUCUGUGAUAUAGAACCGAUUCUAGAGCUGUCUUGCUCAGACCAUUCCAUUGUUGACAUCACAUACUUUAUCUUUGUUAUUCUUUUUACUAUUGCACCAUUUUUCUUUAUUGUUUUCACAUAUAUAUCAAUUUUUAUCACUAUCUUUGGAAUUCCUUCCAGCACUGGGAGGAAAAAAGCCUUCUCCACCUGCAGCUCUCACUUAUCUGUAGUGAGUACCUACUAUGGGACACUAAUCACUAUUUACAUGGUUCCCAUCAAAAGACAAUCAUUUAAUGUCAAUAAGGUUAUAUCUCUCCUAUAUACCCUGGGGACCCCAUUUUUCAACCCUAUUAUAUACAGUCUCAGGAAUCAAGAGAUUAAGACUGCUUUGGUGAGAUGCUUCCUGGCUCUGUGGUCGAGUAAUGCCAAGAUAAGCAUAUGA
Molecule: messenger RNA, 954 nt
Organism: Spea bombifrons (plains spadefoot toad)
Lineage: Eukaryota; Metazoa; Chordata; Amphibia; Anura; Pelobatidae
Product: olfactory receptor 11A1-like
Exons: 1
Coding region: 1-954 (317 amino acids)
Biological process (GO): G protein-coupled receptor signaling pathway
Cellular component (GO): membrane
Molecular function (GO): G protein-coupled receptor activity; olfactory receptor activity
Source: RefSeq, a predicted model, not a curated record